Molecule: messenger RNA, 1488 nt
Organism: Malassezia sympodialis ATCC 42132
Lineage: Eukaryota; Fungi; Basidiomycota; Malasseziomycetes; Malasseziales; Malasseziaceae
Biological process (GO): phosphatidylinositol dephosphorylation
Molecular function (GO): phosphatidylinositol-4,5-bisphosphate 5-phosphatase activity
Source: RefSeq, a predicted model, not a curated record
AUGGACCACGCAUCGCACGGCCUGCGUGUCCAGCUGGCCAGCUACAAUGCUGGCGAGCAGUUUGAUGCGCCUCCUGUGCCUGAUCUCACCGAGUGGCUGAUUCCUACUGUGUCUGAGAGCCGCCAGAGCGGCUACGCAACGAGCCCACGACCGGCGCGCGUGGCGAAUCCGGUCAUGGAGCGAGGGCCGCGCGAGGCGCCGGACGUGUACGCGGUCGCCUUCCAGGAGUUUGCGCCGCUGCCACACUCGCUUGCAGGCAGGACAUUAUCGAUGGUGUCUCGCGUAGACAAAGAGAUCCGGCGCGCGAUCCGCCUGCACCAGUCGGUCGUGCGCGAUGACAACAUGUACGAUCCGCUCGAGAUGGGCGGCGGCCCCGAGAACUACGUGUGCGUGGCGCAGGUGAGCCACGCAGGACUCGUGCUUUACGUGUAUGUGCGCGAGCGCGCGGGCCAAUCGCCUGCCGCGCGCCGCCGGCCCAGUGCGGCGCAGCGUGUCAAGGAGGUGCGCACGGCCUUUGUGGGCACGGGCCUCGGCUCGAUCAUGGGCAACAAGGGUGCCGUUGGCGUGCGUAUCGCGAUGGCCUCUCUCGUACAGGGCGCGCCUGAUGAAGUAAUGACGUUCGUAUGUGCGCAUCUUGCGGCACACGAUCAUGAAGUGUCGCGGCGCAACAAGGAUUGGCGCCAGAUUGUGCAGCGCCUCGUAUUUGAGCCGGAGGGUGUGGUGCCGUUGCCUGUACUGCAGACGGCAGAGAGUGCACCGCCGUCGCAGCAUGCGCCGCCGCCGCCCGAUCCGCUUGAGCCGGUCGAGUACUCGUUGUACGACACGCACCACCUAUUUGUGAUGGGUGAUCUCAACUACCGGGUAGACACGGGCGUACAGGGUGUGCCGCGCAAGGAGAAUACCCAGCCACCGCCGCCCAUCGAUAAAAAGGCUGUGCGCGAGGUGGCACGGAGCUUCGACGCCCGGCGCUGGGCGUCGAUCCUACCGUACGACCAGCUGCUUAGGGAGCAUACGGCGGGGCGCACGCUUCAGGGCUUGCACCUGCCCGACUUGGCCAGUUGGGCGGUGCCGCCCACGUACAAGUACAAGGCCGGCGGCGAGAUGCUGCAGCUCAGCCAAAAGCGCCUGCCAGGCUGGCCGGACCGCCUCCUGUGGGGCUCGAGCGACGCGGCUCGGGGCUCUGCGGCAGUGGCCUGUGAGCUGUACCGCAGUCUUUUGCGCUACACGGCGUCUGACCACAAGCCGAUCACGGCCAUCGUCCAGCUGCCUUGGCAGCUCGAUCGUCGCUCCGUGUUUAUGCGCCGGCCCUACGAAAUUGACCCGCAAUGGCGCCGCUGGCGCAUUAUCGGUGUGGUGCUCGAUCGCAUUGUGGGGUAUCUAUGGUCGUUCCUCCUCCUCUUUGGCAACGGCCAUCUGUACCUGGCAUUCGCCGAGCUUGCGCUGCUCGGCCUGCUCUCGUGGUACUGGCUGCAGGGACGCUGGCUGUAG